AGUCUAAGGAUAGGUCAUGGAUCUAUUAAAAUAACAAUAACAUAGGUCUCACUGUCAUUGGUAGAUCUGUAUCCACGACUUUUACGUAUCCUGUAGGAAGCGGAAGAUGUCACGCUCUCAUUUUUCCUUCUGUCGUAAACUAACGGAGGCUCACCAUCAUUUGGGAACAUCUGCAUCUUCGCCGAUUGGAAUAAACACAGAUCGCCUGGGGAAGAAAGUCGCAAUGACAGACAUGAAAAAUACUGCACGGUGCACCUCCCAUUAUUGAGCUCCCAGCUGGUGUCGCUGCUGCCAUGGAGGUGGGCAGCCUCCCUGUGGAGCUCUGGAGGCUUAUUUUGGCCUAUCUUCCACUCCCAGACCUGGGGCGCUGCUGCCAGGUGUGCCGAGCCUGGCGAGAGCUUGUGCUGUCCUUGGAUAACACCCGCUGGAGACAACUGUGCCUGGACUGCUCAGAGUGCAGACAUCCCAACUGGCCCAGUCAGCCUCAUGUAGAGCCACCGUCCUGGAGAGAGGCUCUAAAACAGCACUCUUUGGCCACCCGUACAUGGACUCAAAAUGGACCAGAGCUCCAAUCAUCUGCCUGUUUGGUCUUUUUUCGUCGCCGGAAAGACCGCAGGAUUUGGCAUGUUGGACCAGGAUGUGAAUUUGAGACCUUACGUGGUGCUCUUGGUGUAGCUGGUCCAUAUGAUCGUGUUGUUCUCCAUCCAGGAGUGUACGAGGAGCAGGCUGAACUGGCUAUAAAAGUGCCUGUGGAGUUGAUAGGACUGGGAACUCUAGGUGAGGUGGCCCUCUUAGUUUGUAUAGAGCAACAAUGCCCUACUGCCCGGCUAUGUAAUUUGGUCUUCAUGCCACCAUGGUUUUCAACAGUGGUCUAUAAGACAUCAUGGGGACACGUUCAACUAGAUAACUGUAAUUUUGAAGGAGCUCAGUUACAAAUUCGUGGACCUGGAACUUGCCAGGCUCGAUUCUGCUCCUUCUCACAGAGCAGUUCUGCCCAUUUAAUUGGUGUUGCACUUAGUUUACUGGACAGCUGUGAUUUCUCAGGCAGUGAUAUAGCCUCGGUAACAGUUGAAGGCCCCCCUACAUCAGAAAGGAACUGGGCUUGCAAGUACUUGGCUGCCCUGACAAGGACAUUUCCGACUUGUUUUGCAUCAGAGAAUAGUGGCAAUCUUAAACCUAAUUCCGUAUCCUCUGUUGGGCCCCAUCCCACAGGAUGCAAUAAUAAGAACUCUAUAAGCAUAGAAGAAUGGCAGAAGAAGGUUGUGUUAGAAGCUGUUUGCCACAGCACAGUCAUUGAAGAUGGAUGGAGUGAUGGUGAGCAUAGUGAGGCAGAAGAUGACAAUCUAGACAGUGAAAAGGGAAAUAAAAGCAUAUCUUUUACUUUGGAUUACAAAAUCCCAUGUGACCAUCACGGCCUAUCCCAUCUACUGAAGCCCCGGACUGAUGGCUCCCUUCCACUGGCUUCUUGUCCUGAUCCACCAUCUGAAACACCAGAGCCUCUCACUUUUCAGCAAGAACUAGAGCGAGAUCCAGAGGCUAACAUGCUGGCAGCCUCCACUCUAGGAUGCAUCCUCAGACGGUGCCUCUUUAGAGAUGGAAAAGGAGGAGUCCAUGUGUCUAAUUAUGGACAAGCUCGGCUGGAAGGCAAUGUUUUUCGUGGGCUAAAUUAUGCUGUUCGAUGUAUUCAAAAUUCCACAAUUGUAAUGCUGAGGAAUGAAGUGUGCGAGUGCCGGGCCUCUGGUGUGUUUUUGCGCCUCUCAGCUCAGGGUCUUAUUGCAGAAAAUAACAUCCACUCAAAUGGGGAAGCAGGACUAGACAUUAGAAAAGGGGCAAACCCUAUCAUUGUGUGUAACCGAAUACAUAGUGGUUUGCGUUCUGGUGUUGUGGUACUUGGAAAUGGAAAGGGAUCCAUACGGAGCAACCUGAUUUAUAACAACAAAGAGGCUGGUGUAUACAUACUCUUUAGUGGGAACCCUGUGGUUAGUGGGAAUCACAUUUUUCAGGGCCAGGCAGCAGGGAUUGCCAUUAAUGAGAAUGGAAGAGGAUUGAUAACAGAUAAUGUGAUCAGAGAGAACCAGUGGGGGGGUGUGGACAUCCGAAGAGGAGGAGACCCGAUUUUGAGGAAUAACUAUAUUUGUCAUGGUUAUUCAGAUGGCGUGGUGGUGGGAGAAAGAGGUCGUGGCCUUGUUGAGGGAAAUCAUGUUUACUGUAAUAAAGGGUGUGGUGUGUGGGUUAUGUCAUCCAGCCUCCCACAACUCUUAGGAAACUUCAUCACCCAUAAUUGCAUGUAUGGGCUGGCAGUAUUUUGUAGGAAGGAUCCAGAGAACAUUGAAGUGAGAGAGGGAAACUGGCCAGGACAAGAUGGCAUGGGAGAUGGAGGAGCUAAUGGGGAGAGAAGAGGAGUAGAGGCAGAAGGACGAGAUGGUCAGGAGAACCUUAAUGAGGAGGGGGAGCUGUUUGCAUGGGAGAGUGAUCUGGACAGCGAGGAUGAGCGCCAUUCUGCCCGGCGCUCCAUCAGUGUGGCAUUAGUGGAGGGUAACUGCAUGAGCUACAAUGGAGCUGUUGGACUUUAUGUGAAGAGCAGUGAACCACUCAAUGCAUUUAGCAACCUUGUGAACUGUAACCGUGGAACCGGCAUUGCUGUCCAGCAGAGCAGUCAGUUAACUCGACUUGUUGCGAACUGCGUUUUGGAAAAUGGCCGAGGUGGUGUUGCAGUGGAGAAGGACAGUCGAGUGGAACUUCGAGGAAAUGGCAUUUAUGAAAAUGGAGGUCAUGGACUUAUUUUUUGUGGCAACGGACAGAUAGUGGAGAAUGACAUGCUUGGAAAUUGUGGAUAUGGGAUUCAAGUGUCUGGAAAUGCCGAUAUUAAGGUUUUGCGCAAUCGUGUUCAACCAGCACAGGGCUGUGGAAUCGCUGUACUAGGCGCUGUAAGAGGUGUUGUUCACGACAACGUCAUAUUCCAGGGAUAUCCUGGAAACAAAAAAACUCUGCUGUAUGUGGAUCCAGGCAAUGAGAGCUGUGUCUUACGCAACAACAGUAUUAUCAAGCAUAAUAAUGACAAUACAUUUGCUUCUGCUUGGAUUCUGGAAAAUCCUCCUCCUCGUCCACAAGCCAGCUCUCCUUCUGGCCUUUCCUCAUCUCAGUAUCCUUCACGACUUGGAAUUUCAAUGACAAACAGGAUAAGUGCCACUGUAGAGAAUGGAUGCCACAGUGGUAGCAUGUUUUGCACUAUCCUCUGAUUUCUGGAGAGCAUUAAUGAGUGAUAAUAAUUUUGUUUUUUAUCUAUGUCAGACAAAUAAGAGGUUAUGUAUUAUUUGCAUGUUUUAGCGUCCAGAACUGUCACAUGACAACUUGAGUGACUGCUCUGGCUGAUCACACCCGUUGUUGGAGAAGUGAGUUUUAUGUGUGAGAUAAUAGAAAAGCUAUGUUGAUUCAAAGUGGAAGGCUCUUGUUUACUGAUCUAUACUGAUCCAGAGUUUGUAUUUGGAUCCAUGUUUGAUUAUUCGUAAAUGUCCCAGUCCAAUGAAAUUAUGAAAAAAAGACAAUGGCAUUUGGGUUCUUUGUUAGGACCGAAUGAACAUUUUCCUUCAUGUUUUUUCUUCAGACUGAAAGUCUCACGGACUUUCUUCAGUCUGAUAAACAGUACCUUAGGCUGACUAGCAUGGAAAAAAUAGCAGAUAAACACUCAUCAAACCAGUCAUGUGACACUUCUGAUAAAGUGACCUUCAAAACAUAAAGGUAAUACAUCACCUCAUUAUUUGUAUGAUACAACACAACUAUUUAACAAAGAAAAAUAUUUCUUAUCCAAUUAUUGAUCAUGACAAUACAAUCUCCAUUUUUGAUAACUGCUGUACACUGGGCCGGUGGAUAACUUUGUGAUCCUCAACCCGAUAAAACCAAGAAUAUUGCUAAAUGUAGGAUUGUAUCUUUUUGUAAUGAUGUAAUUGCCAACUAUAUUUAAAAACUACAUUAUAAUCAGCUUUAACUUUUAAAUGUUGAAUGCAGUUUAUCUUAAGUAGUUGUUUCAUCUGUGCACUUUCAUGUCCCCCUGCUAAGGAACUGCACAAAUUGGUAUAGCCACGCAGGAGUUGUGUUCAACUAUGACACCAUUAAUCUGUGCCUUGUAAUCAGUGACCAGGAAUAUUUAUAGUGAGUCUGUUAUGCAAAGAAAAUGCCAAAAUUUGGCUUGUACCAUUCCAAUGUCUCAAUAUUUAUAUUGUGUUAACUUUUAUUUAUUAUAAACCAUUACAUUUUUCAUAAAUUAGCAUCCCUUUUCGUAGAGCACAACAGCCUCCACAGACAUGACUUGUGAGAGCCAGUUGAAAACUUUGUGUGCAAUAUGUGAUGUCUUAUGUGCCUAGAUAUACCUUUUAUUCAAGGUAGAUAUUUUCUAAUAAAAAGCUUGACAGAUGACAACACUUUUUGUAACUUGAACAUUUGCAACAUUUUAUUUGUUUCUAUUAAUAAACAUUUGUGGUUUAA
Messenger RNA from Boleophthalmus pectinirostris (great blue-spotted mudskipper), 4482 nucleotides. It is a transcript of the gene fbxo10, whose product is annotated as F-box protein 10. The record is from RefSeq and is a predicted model, not a curated record. NCBI's taxonomy places the organism in Eukaryota, Metazoa, Chordata, Actinopteri, Gobiiformes, Gobiidae. The coding region runs from base 294 to 3239 and encodes 981 amino acids. The transcript is spliced from 11 exons. Gene Ontology annotation, biological process: protein ubiquitination; regulation of apoptotic process; ubiquitin-dependent protein catabolic process. Gene Ontology annotation, molecular function: protein binding.